Pyricularia oryzae 70-15 is the source of this 2178-nucleotide messenger RNA. Its product is annotated as mitochondrial-processing peptidase subunit alpha. The coding region runs from base 301 to 1986 and encodes 561 amino acids. The transcript is spliced from 2 exons. Gene Ontology annotation, cellular component: mitochondrion. The record is from RefSeq and is a predicted model, not a curated record. Gene Ontology annotation, molecular function: metalloendopeptidase activity; metal ion binding. NCBI's taxonomy places the organism in Eukaryota, Fungi, Ascomycota, Sordariomycetes, Magnaporthales, Pyriculariaceae.
CAUCAUUUAACCCGUAGGACCUCUAAGCGCAGACGCGUCUACAGUGCAAGGACCCCGGUCUCGGCCAUACGGUAGAACUUGUCGCCCUUGUCGGCGCCUUGUCAUUUCAGCAGAAAUAUCGGUUGACGAUAAUAUCCGAACAAAGUUAUUCACGACCAGCGCAACGUUCCGCAACACUGGUUGGCACUCUUCCAUUUUGGGUCACGGUGCAUAGAACAACAAGGCGCCUCCUACUAGGCAUCAAUGAGAGCACCUUGAGCUACUAGAACUACCCAACAGUCGCCAACACCAGCGCAUGCGAUGCUUCGAACCUGCUCUGCGAGGCUCCCUGGCCUGGCACGUACAUACACUAGCCGUGUGAGCAGGUCAAAGCAAGUGGCAUCGCUUUUAUCAACAUCUGCAAAAAGGACGUUUACAGAUGCCGCUCCUUCGCCGAGGGAACCCACAGAAUUAGAUAAUGUUACUACACUUCCAAACGGAAUAAGGGUUGCCUCCGAGGCCCUCCCCGGGGCCUUUUCAGGGGUUGGCGUUUAUAUCGAUGCAGGCUCUAGGUAUGAGAACGACUAUUUACGCGGCGCUAGCCAUAUUAUGGACCGCCUUGCUUUCAAGUCGACACAAAAGCACACCGCGGAUGAGAUGCUGGAGGCAGUUGAGCAUCUGGGAGGAAAUAUCCAGUGCGCCUCCUCGCGGGAGUCCAUGAUGUACCAGGCUGCCACCUUCAACCAGGCCAUUCCGACUACCGUUGGCCUGCUGGCCGAGACGAUACGAACCCCUAACCUUACAGACGAUGAAAUCUCUCAGCAACUUGAGACCGCCCAAUACGAAGUUACGGAAAUCUGGUCAAAGCCCGAUCUGAUAUUGCCUGAGCUCGUGCACACGGCAGCUUUCAAGGACAACACUCUUGGAAACCCGUUGCUUUGCCCCCAGGAAAGACUAGGUUCCAUCGACCGACACGUCAUCUCAGCUUAUAGGGAUGCGUUCUACCGCCCGGAGAGGAUGGUUGUGGCCUUCGCUGGCAUUCCGCACAUGGAUGCUGUCAAGCUCACUGAGCAGUACUUUGGGGACAUGAGGGGGAAGCCUCCGCCAAAAGCCCAAGAAACCUCCACAAUAGCGUUAGAUGAGGCCGCAGCUGCACAACAACAGCAGCAGCAACAGCCUGGCCUGCUUAGCAAGCUGCCGUUCUUCAAAAACACCUCUAAACCCACCUCUCCUAGCCCAUUACCCACGGCUCCCCUGGAUACCGGUGCUUCCCACUACACCGGUGGCUUCCUCACUCUAGCCCCUCAACCGCCCCCUUUGAACCCCAACAUACCCAACUUCACUCACAUUCAGCUCGCUUUCGAGGGUCUCCCCAUCCUCGACGACGACAUCUAUGCCCUCGCAGCCCUGCAGACCCUGCUAGGCGGUGGCGGCUCCUUCUCCGCCGGCGGUCCUGGCAAGGGCAUGUACUCGCGCCUUUACACAAACGUCCUCAACCAACACGGUUGGGUCGAGUCAUGCGUGGCGUUCAACCACUCUUAUACCGACUCUGGCCUCUUCGGCAUCGCAGCUUCGUGCUUCCCCGGCCGCACGGCCAGCAUGCUGGAGGUCAUGUGCCGUGAGCUCAGGUCCCUGACGCUUGACAAGGGCUACUCGGCCGUGACCGAGGUUGAGGUCAAUCGGGCCAAGAACCAGCUGAGGUCAAGCCUGCUGAUGAACCUCGAGAGCCGCAUGAUUGAGCUCGAGGACCUCGGUAGGCAGGUCCAGGUCCACGGCCGCAAGGUGCCUGUGCACGAGAUGACGCGCCGCAUCAACGCGCUGACCGUCGAGGAUCUGCGCAACGUCGCCCGGAGGGUGGUCGGCGGCAUGGUCGAGAACCCGGGCAAGGGCAGCGGUGCCCCGACCGUCGUUCUUCAGGAGGCGACCGCUGUUGGUGUCACAAACAAGCAGCUGACUUGGGACGAGAUCCAGAACAUCAUUCGCCAGUGGCAGCUUGGCAGGCAAUGAAAAGGGGGGUUCGGCUCAGUCACGGAAACCCUUUGUUAUUUGAUGUGUACAAUAACGGCGUGUUUUUUUAAUAACAAACUUGUAAACUAAAAAAAAAAACUGUAAUGGUGUCCGUCGCAACUACCAUAUGAAUAUAGAAACCGGCAUGAGAGCAUCCCAUCGAGCAUUAGUAAUAAUCUAACAAAUCUAACA